CCCAGCAACCAGAGAGACGACGGCAUCCACCUCGACCCCUCUCCUCUCCACGCCCAAAUCGGCACCGACUCCAGAUCACGCGCUGCUCCCCGCGCGACUCCCUCUCCCCUCCGGUGGCACACACGGCGCCGAUUCAUCAGGCGGCUGGCUGUUCGACGCCCCCACGCUUCGAGCAGUAGCGGAGUACCAGUACUUGUUUGUGGAGCCGCACUGCGGCAGCGACAAGGCAAGGAUCAGACGCCAUGGCCAUGCAGGAAGCUCUCCUCCAUCCAGCACACGCCGACGGCGUCCACUCGGCGGUGGUCCUCGGGUCCACCAAACCGCUGGGCUUCGGAGACGGCCGCCUCUCCUCCCCCAAUGGAGACGGCCUCUUCUACGGCGGAUACUCCCCCUUCACGCCCAGCCCCAGGCCGUCGCCGCGCACCACCUUGCUCUCCCCCUGGUCGCCCUCCUCCUCCUCCGGGUCCCACGUCGACAACGGCGACGGCAAAGCGGCGACGGAGCACCGGCUGCGCCUGGCCCGCCUCGCGCUCCAGUACCAGGACGCCGCCAACCGCUACGAGCUCUGCCUCUCCCAUCUCGCCGACGCGGCGCGCGAGGCGGCCGCGCUCCGCCUCGAGAACCACGAGCUCCGGGUCGCCAACAAUGACCUCGCCGGCCGCUUCGCCAUGCUCGGCGGCAACCAGAGCUCCGCCAUCGCCCUGGCCGACGAGCUCCGCCGUCUCCAACUCGGGGUGGCGCAGACCGUGCCGGCUCCUCCGAUGCCGAUGCCGAUGCCUCCCGUCACCCCGGCCGAGAAGCACGCGGGGCUGCCCAAGAGCAUCUCCAUCCGUUCCAGCGGCUACGUGAAGACGACGCAGACCGGCGGCAAGCAUCGCGCGGGGAAGCCGAUGAACUCCGGCUCGCAGCAGCGCGUGUUCGUGGGCGUGGACGGCGCGAAGCCGGCGGCGGAGCUGAACGGCGGCAGCGGCGGCGGGGAGAAGGGCGAGGUGGUGAAGGGCGGGCUGGAGUUCGAGGUGUACAGCCAGGGCAUGUUCAAGACGGAGCUGUGCAACAAGUGGGAGGAAACCGGGGUGUGCCUGUACGGCGACCAAUGCCAGUUCGCGCACGGCAUCGCCGAGCUCCGCCCCAUCAUCCGCCACCCGCGCUACAAGACCGAGGUCUGCCGCAUGGUGCUCGGCCGCGGCCUCUGCCCCUACGGCCACCGCUGCCACUUCCGCCACUCCAUCACCCCUGCCGACGCUGGACACCACCUCCUCCGCCCCUGAUUAUUGUGCAUGUCAGCUCACCAUCCGAUCGCCACUCCCUCGCUUCCUCCCUGACUCCCCCCCUCUCCUUAUCUAUGCAACAGAGGAAAGCAAACCAAAAAACCAAGAUGGGACACGUAAAUAAGGUAAAAUCACAUGCACAAAACAAACGAGACUUCAGUUAAUAGGAUUAGCACGCAGGCAAAAAUGUGAAUAUGGUUGUUGAGCUGUUUUUAUCUGUGGGAUACAUGGGGCAUGGGGCUGAUCUGGGUAUCAGAUAGGCGAAGUAUAUGCUGGGGUUGAACUGGCUCAUCAGAUAGGUGAAUUAUAUGUUCAGGUUUUUUUGUCACAAGGUUUAUUUUAUAGCCAUCAUAGGUUACAUGAUCUUGUUUCUGGUAGCUUCGUUUGGAGAGAAAGUGCUGGAACUGUCUGUAACCGUUUGAGUAUUUCAUUGGUAUAUGUUAUUUGGGCACUUCUGGGAAGCGCAUGCAGGCCACUUCAGUUGUACUGUUUCUGGACAAAUCGGAGAACUCGAGUUGUGAUUUCUGAGCAACAUGUCAAGCAUAGAUUGAUGCCA
Brachypodium distachyon (stiff brome) is the source of this 1824-nucleotide messenger RNA. Its product is annotated as zinc finger CCCH domain-containing protein 39. The transcript is spliced from 3 exons. NCBI's taxonomy places the organism in Eukaryota, Viridiplantae, Streptophyta, Magnoliopsida, Poales, Poaceae. Bases 243 to 1268 code for a protein of 341 amino acids. Gene Ontology annotation, molecular function: mRNA binding; metal ion binding. The record is from RefSeq and is a predicted model, not a curated record.